GGACGACGACGAGGAGAAAAGAAUGUGUCAGUCGGUGCCCCGUUCUCGGCCCACGCAGCAGGAGCCUUGGAGUCUCCGCAUUGAACAGUCGCUAGAAACGUAGUUUCCAGAACGUCUUUCCCGCGAGGCCUCCUGCUUGCGAUCCCCCACCAGCGACGUUCUGCCCCAUGAGACUCAGCGGCCCUUCUAAACGUCGCCGUGACACUCCCGCCCGCAUCCCGCCCUUGUGGACAGGACGGGCCUCGACGGCGCCCCUGUGGCGGUACCCACCCCUCGGGUCGCCUUUUUUCGUGCCUGCGCCGUUUCUGCCACCAGCAGCCAGCGAAGGAGGUCCUUCGACCUCAUCGACCGCCGUACCUCCAAAGAAGGACGCCAAGAUUGUACAGUUCGAGUGGAACGGAUGCACCUUCUACCGGUAUAUCCCGGACGGAUCUAAAAUGGGCAGCUCAAGGAUUUUCCCUACAGACCCUUUUGGUCGGUCCCGGGGCUUCGACCUCGGCUGGGACCGCGGGCGAAGGCCUGCACCGCGGUCGCAGAGCAGGCGAAGGAAACAGAUGCAACAAAACAGUCCUGUUCCAAGACCUCCCUGGAGCAGCGCAGCGUUGGCAGACACUAAACAACCGCCCUACCGCGGUCCGUUUCGACCAAGGGAUAACCCUAGGAUCCCCCGUAAGGAGGCUAAGCCGCCGUCCAGUCACAUCCACCUGCCUCCUUUCCUGGCCGGUACGCCUUCCAAGACUGGUUCCAGCACCUCAACCACGAAGAGCCCGUCGCCUAUUUCUGCGUCCACGUCGUCCGGACCUACAAGGACAACCCCUCCCGCCUUCCAGCCAAGGCAAAGAGAAACCGUCUUACCGUUUGCAGCGAGAGCAUUCGGUAUGUCGGACAGCGAAUUUUCAUCACCGACCUUGCCGAAGAAGGACCCCAAGAAACAAACGGCACCAGCCAAGAAAGUACCCGAAGUACCAGAGACUGACAGCUUGGGAGCUAAGCCUAAGAAGCCAGCCAAGAUAACGCCGUCGACGCCCAAACCAGCGGAACGGCCCCCUGCGUUUGGAUCGAAAACGUUUAACAGGGGGCCACCCUUUCGAAAUAGUCCUCGAGUCUACAGCUCCACAGUUUUAAAGGACUUUAACACUGGAAGCAAGCUUGACCUUGGAGACAAGACAAUUCCUUCGGUGGUUAUGAGUAUUCCUGCGGCGACCCCCGCUCCGAAGGAACAAAGAAAACCCGAGAAGAGAGUCCGGUAUCGAGCAGAGAUCGUGGGCUCCAACAUAAUUGUGACGCGAGCCGACUCUGAAGCCAGCAGCCCUGAAAAGGCAGAUUCCGCGGCGAAGCCUGGAGAGGCUCAAGAGCCAGUGAGCAACGCUACGGUCGAGGACAAGGCGUCAUGCUCGCCCAAGAAUGAAGAUAUGCCGUCGAAACUUGGAGCUGGCGACGACAAAGUUUCGGAGGACUUCGACAACCUCGACACGACUUAUGUCGUCGGAGAAAGCGGAGAAAAAGUGAAAGACGCGUUCACUCAGCUCGCCGGAAGUCUGUCCGAGGACGAAGGUGACCGGGUCAUCACGGUGAACCUCUCGGACGAGCGAUUUACGUCGGAGUCCACGAGCCACGAUGGCACGCCGAUGUUCUCGGAGUCCGAAGACUUCUCCAUCGACGGAAGGAGUUCCAGAAGUGUUCAGACGGACUUUCCCGAGAGCCCAGAGUGUGAAGUAGGUCCUCUUGUAUCCGAAACGAGCAAAGAGGAAAUUCAGGAUGGCGAGAAACAGAGAGCGGAGGAGGGCGUGAAGCCGGAGCUUGGCUCAAGGAAUCUCGUCCAAGACGAGCACAAGACUGCGACGAGCUCGGGGAUGAGUUAUUCGCACACUUCGUUUUCAGAAGAGCCGCCCACCACAAGUGGUUCAGAGAUGUACCUGGACAGCCUGAUCUCGUCACCCCACGAGGAUGACGUCCAGAGAAGCUGUGAUGUCCAGCGCUGCGAUGCGACUACGUCUACCAAGCUUCUCCUGGACGACCUAGACGUCUUCUUGAAGGACUGCAGUCCCAUCAGGAGUCCCGAGAAGGACGCUGCGCACGCUGACGACGACGGGUCCCUGAACCAAGUCAGCAUUUCGGAAGGAGAAAUCACUGCAACAGUUCAGUUCGAUUCGGAAAGCAUUCCUCCAGAACAGGAAGAACGGAUCUCGACGAACAGCGAGAUGAUUCUAAUCAACUUCGCCGAAGACACGUCCACUCUGAAGGAGCAUCUGGAUAGUCUCGUCGCAGACUACAGGAGCAAGGUCGUACCGGUACCGUCCGAUUCCGAAGAUGAUCCUGACAAUAUCCUGGAAAGACACGAAGGAUCUUCACCGACGGAGUCCUGCGCGCCGGUUCUGAAACCCGCUGAUGUCUCUCCCGUCAAGUCCGAAGGACAAAGCACUGACACUCUGAACGAGACGUGCGGCGCGGGAGACGUGAAGAUCGACGCUUCCGAAGCCUCCGAGCACAAGUCCUUUCGUGCCGAUGGAAGUGGAGUUGACGAGGCUGAAACGUCGCAGAGCUUCUGUUCAACGUGUGAGGAUAUGAACAGUUCGCAAAGAGGCGAGACUGUACUUAAAAUCACGCAAAAUGUGGAAGGUAUGGAGGAUGUUGUUUUGCAGAAGGGGUCACUGAGUCCUCGUAAUAUCAAAGAAGAACGAGACAGGGACAUCAUUCCAUGUUUUGUAGAAGAGAGCGUAGAGUACGUCCUGGAAAGCGAAGAAGAGGAGUACGAGUUAAAGCGUCGUUUAAAGUCCGGAACGUCUAAACAGGGGGACGACCGAUAUCCUGAAAACAGGAACAGCUGGCAGAACGCCGACCGCAAGCACCGCGUACCUGCGCCUCCAGAAGUCGUAGUCGAGAAAGACACUGCUCCAGGUCUGAUUUACGACUGCCCUUGGUGGACGUACGCGCAGUCUGAGGACCCGACGAAACGGGUCGCGGGCCGUAAGGCGGAGGAGAGCCCGUGGUCUAUCCUGGGCGCUGAAGACCCUGUCGAGGAUGAAGAGUCAAGCGUCACUACGGAGGGCAACGUGUGGCAGAACUUUCUUGUGAAGUCUGGAGAACUCACCUUGCCUUCUGGUGGAGAGCAUACGGAAGAAGAGGAUCAGUGCACGCGUUCAGACGCGGACUUCAGCGCGUUGUAUAUCGAUGACCAGCCCGUGAAACCUUCGUUGAAGCCUCACUGGACCACGGAGAGCCUCCAGAACUCUACUAUGUUCGACCGAGACUCCAUCUCCUUCUACGACAUGGGAGGCGAACAGCAAGACGGCGAGCCCCAACGCCUGCCACAGUCUGUCAGCAUGGAGACCUUGAUGAGUACAAGUCGUCUGAACCCAGAAGACGUUCCCGGCAACUCGCCCGUCGAGUCCGGUAGGCAAGAGGAAGGCGACGAACAAGUUCCGGACGUCGAAGAGUGUGCUCACGGCGACACGGCCGACACUAAAGAGGCCGAAGACGACGCUCCGGGCGGUAACUCUCCGGUACGGAAGAGUGGCCAGGUUGUGACCCCGUCUCAACCGGGCGUAGACGGCGAUCCUGGAGAAGGGAACGAGGUUGACGGUGGACCAGGUGGAUCUCCCUGCGACGAUGCCAUAGCGGAGAAGAAAACGGCGGACAAACCGAUGGGGAAGAUUCGAACCCGGUUCCGGGAUUUCUUUUGGAAGCACAAGUGAAGGGGGGGACGGCCGGUUGUUAUGCUCUUGUUUGUGUGUUAUCUUGUUGCUAGCAACGCCAGUUAUUGUAACGCGUUAUAGAAGGCGCCUAUUGGAACAGCGGGUCGAAAUUUUGUUAAUCCGCUACGCGUUGUUUUGCUGUUGUGUUGAGCCCGCGAGAGCCUGUUGCGAAAAAGGGAGUAAAAACUAGUGUUAUGACAGCUGGA
Messenger RNA from Ornithodoros turicata, 3901 nucleotides. RefSeq lists its product as uncharacterized. The transcript has 2 exons. The coding region runs from base 168 to 3695 and encodes 1175 amino acids. NCBI's taxonomy places the organism in Eukaryota, Metazoa, Arthropoda, Arachnida, Ixodida, Argasidae. The record is from RefSeq and is a predicted model, not a curated record.